Megalobrama amblycephala (Wuchang bream) is the source of this 2914-nucleotide messenger RNA. It is a transcript of the gene dntt, whose product is annotated as deoxynucleotidyltransferase, terminal. Gene Ontology annotation, cellular component: nucleus. The record is from RefSeq and is a predicted model, not a curated record. Lineage: Eukaryota; Metazoa; Chordata; Actinopteri; Cypriniformes; Xenocyprididae. Gene Ontology annotation, biological process: double-strand break repair via nonhomologous end joining. Gene Ontology annotation, molecular function: DNA binding; DNA-directed DNA polymerase activity; DNA nucleotidylexotransferase activity. The coding region runs from base 895 to 2397 and encodes 500 amino acids. The transcript has 16 exons.
ACACUUUAAAUGACUAAAAAUGAAUAUUGAAUUGCAUGUGCAUGGACUACAGUUAUUAAAUGAUUACUGAUGUUACAUAAAUAUACAUUUGUCCCGUAAGUGAACUGUGAAUUCUUCAUCAGGCUGAGGCGUGACAUUACUGAAGUAAACCAGCGCACUUACAAAAUCUGAAUCAGAGUACUUCUCAGUAUCCGGAGCUUCGCCUGAAAAAUGACACAACAUGGUCAUCAUGAGUGCGGUGCUCACGGAGGAGGUUCAUAAAUUCGAAGUUGGACUGAUAGCAUCAUUUGGGUCGCGCUGCCAUUUUGUUUUUACAAGGAACAGCGGUGUACCAGUGACACUCGUCCUGGAGUGCAGCUGACUGUCCUGCACAGUUUAGCUACUACAACCCUAAUCAAACACACUUGAAUGUCUUCAGGAUUACUAAAGCUACGUGAAGGAAGCAGGUAGGCUCAUUAGCUCGCUCAGGCAGAUGGUGUUGCGGUGGGAACAGGAUGGUGGUCUGUACUACAUAUGUGCCACGUCUGUGAGGAAACUGCUGGACGUUACUGGACAGCUGUAGAGGCUGAUCACUGUGACCGGUCCAACCAAAUCCCAUGACAACUUGGUGGAGAAAUUCAGGACUUCUGAGAUGCAACAAGAAAACAAGAAGAAAGAAAGACAUGCAGGUUUGGAACAACAUGAGGUGUUCUCCAUCCAUCUGUUAGUGGUAGUUUUGGCAGUGCCCUAUCAGCACGAGUGCCAAAUCUAAAGCACCUGUAAGACUCUUCUUUGCCAAACCAUAAACAAACACGCCACACCAACUGCCAGUUUUGUCUUUCAAAAGAAAAAUAAGACAUCACCCAAUGCAACUGAUGAAACACAGCGACAGAAGCCCUAGGACCUGGUGCAGAGAUGUUUUCCACAGCUCUUCCUACUCGAAAGCGUCGGCGGCCCGAAGUCGCCUUCACUCAGGGUCGCGGGGAGGUGAAGUUCGGGGAUGUGAAGGUGUACCUGGUGGAGAGGAGGAUGGGAAAAAGCAGGAGGAAUUUUCUCUCUAAUCUGGCCAGAUCAAAGGGGUUUUGCGUGGACGACGCUCUCAGCGGAAACGUGACUCACGUCGUGUCUGAGGGAAACGCAGCGCAGGAACUCUGGAACUGGCUGGAGGAGCAGGGAUUCGGAGAGAUGCAAGACAAACACGUGCUGAAUGUCAGCUGGUUUACUGAGAGCAUGAGCGCUGGACGGCCCGUGCCUGUGGAACUGAGACAUUACAUACAAAAUCCCGCUGCAGAUCAGAGGUCUUGUGCGCAUCCGUCAGCCAAACCAGAGUAUGCUGUGUCUCAAUAUGCCUGCCAGAGAAGGACGACAUCGGAUAACCACAAUAAGAUAUUUACAGAUGCGUUGGAGGUCCUGGCAGAGAACAUGGAGUUCAGUGGGAACCAAGGGCCAUGCCUGGCGUUUCGGAGGGCCGCAUCAGUGCUCAAGAGUCUCCCUGCUGCCCUACAAUGCCUGGAGGAGACACACCGUCUGCCCUGUCUGGGAGAACACAGCAAGGCCAUCGUGGAGGAGAUCUUUGAAUGCGGAUCAUCCUCCAGAGUCGAAGAGGUACUGAAUGAUGAGAAGUAUCGAACUAUGAAGUUAUUCAGCAGUGUCUUCGGGGUCGGACCCAAAACCGCAGAGAGCUGGUACUAUAGAGGACUCCGGACGUUUGAACAGGUUCUGACUGAACCCAGCAUCAGACUGAACCGCAUGCAGACCGCAGGGUUUUUGUUCUAUGAGGACAUCAGUAAGCCGGUGAGCAGGACAGAGGCCAUUGCACUGAAGAUUAUAGUGGAGGAAGCUGUUAUCUAUGUCAACCCGCACGCCACCGUCAAUGUUGCAGGAGGAUUCCGCAGGGGAAAGGAGUUUGGUCAUGAUGUGGACUUCAUCAUAAAAACACCUGAGCCAGGACAAGAGGAUGCAAUUCUGCCUGCGGUGAUUGAACGAUUCAAAAGCCAGAACAUCCUGCUGUACUCAGACUUCCAGGAGUCGACCUUUGACCUGAGUCAGCUGCCGAACCAUCGGUUUGAGGCCAUGGAUCAUUUCAGCAAGUGUUUCCUGAUAGUGAAGCUGAAGAGAGAGCAGGAGAGCCGGGAGCGAGAGACGUACGCAGGAGCGAGUCGGGACUGGAAAGCCGUGCGUGUGGAUCUGCUGGCUCCUCCGGUGGAGCGCUACGCCUACGCCCUGCUGGGAUGGACAGGCUCCACGCUGUUUGAAAGAGACCUGAGACGAUUUGCCAGGCUGGAGCGAGGAAAACUGCUGGACAAUCACGUGCUGUAUGACAAAGCAACGAAAGCCUUUUUGCCUGCUAGCACAGAAGAGGACAUCUUUGCCCAUUUGGGUUUAGAGUUUAUUGAACCCUGGCAAAGAAAUGCCUAGUUUGACUCGGAUUCAGCAGCAUCAGCGGGAGCCAUCAGAAUGACGCUGACUCACACUGAAACAGCUGCUGUAUGAUUUGACCAGCCAGUGUGAGGAUUAUUGAUAGUUCAUGUGUUGUUAUUUUCUUUGUUUAGCAAAAGUAUUUGUACUCCCUUAAAAAAAUGUCUGAGUGUCACUGCAUUAGUAAGAAAAGAUCACAGCGUAUUUGAGAGAAAGAUGCAUAAGCACACUUUUCAAAGCAUUUAACAAAAAAUGUGUGUAAUUUCUGUAGCUGCAAAAGUAAUGAUUGCUUACUGUAUAUACCAAUUUCCUAAAAGUAUCUUUAAAAUCACUCACUUUUCAGAAUUUAUUCAACUGAUGAUGGAUAGAGUAAAAGUCUCACUCUACAUUUUUUUCCAUGUUUUGUUUGGAAAUACACUUUCGUUCAAAAGUUUGCAGUCGAUAUGAUUUUUUAAAAAAUGUUUUUGAACUUCUGAAGUCUCUUCUUCUCACCAAAGCUGCAUUUAUUUGAUCAAAA